Molecule: messenger RNA, 606 nt
Organism: Hyalella azteca
Lineage: Eukaryota; Metazoa; Arthropoda; Malacostraca; Amphipoda; Hyalellidae
Exons: 3
Coding region: 16-606 (196 amino acids)
Cellular component (GO): extracellular region
Molecular function (GO): chitin binding
Source: RefSeq, a predicted model, not a curated record
AAGCUGGGACAGCAAAUGGGGUCUGAAUCUAUCUUGAGAUUUCAGUCGCUCAUCAAGAUGCUCUCCAAACUCAUUUUAGUUUUUGCAUUGCUUUCAGUUUCCAUGCUGGAGCUGGAAGCGGCCUCGUCGUGUGCCCCAUCCUGCGUAGGCAAACAGGCAGGAGAUCAUGUGUCGGUGCCAUGGGACUGCACCAUGUAUGCUACGUGUGGCAAUAGCGGGGAUGGUCUCUACCCGUCAGACCCAAUAAAGUGUGCGGACGGUUUUUACUUCAACGUCAACGACCCUCUAGGGCCAAAAUGCGAUGCCAUUCUCUUAGCUGACCCCGGAUACUGCGUUAACGAGUGCAGUCCAUGCGAAGCUUACUGGUCUUACUUGGGCGACACGACCCCGAACCCCCAAGACUGUUCGUCUUUCUAUGUUUGCUUGGCUGAUCACGUGCUUUUGGAACAGCCUUGCUCUCAAGCAGGUGCUCCGUAUUACGAUUACGUUACGGGACAAUGCCAAAGUUUACAGUCUCACUGUUUCGGUUUCUGUGAUCUCUGCUACCCCUAUUGUCUAGCGACUGGAAGAAUUCCGGAUCCGCAAGACNAUAAGAGACAGCAAUAG